AUGAAAAGGCGCCCGGGUGGCUGGCGGAUGGGGCGGGGCAGAGAACGAGCUAUGGCGACUCGAGGCGUUCGUCCACAGCGGGAGAAUGGACGAAGUCAGACAGACCUGUUAAUCAUCCCCGUGUUACUCUUGUUCCUCCCAGGCAUGACGGGUGCAUCAUGCUGUUACCUUGCGAAGAAUAACUUAAUGUGUCAUGAUGUUUGUGAACUGAUUUUGGCAUCUAAGAGCGAUUCUCAUUUGAAACACUUGUUGCAACGUGCUCCUGAAUAUUGUCCAGAAUCAAUGAGAGAGGUUUGGGGCUGUAUAAAUUCCUCUUUGCCAGGUGUUUUGAAAAAAUCUGAUGGCUGGGUUGGCUUAGGGUGCUGUGAAUUAGCCAUUGCUGUAGAAUGUCGACAAGCAUGUAAACAGGCAUCUUCAAAAAAUGAUAUUUUGAAAAUUUGCAGGAAAGAGUAUGAGAACACUCUUUUUAGUUGUAUUAACAAAAAUGAAAUGGGAUCAGUUUGUUGUAAUUAUGCUGGCCAUCAAACAAAUUGCUGGGAAUAUUGUCAAGCAAUCUUUCGAACAGAUACUUCUCCGGGCCCUUCCCAGAUAAAGACUCUUGAAAAUUACUGUGUUUCUGUGAGCCCAAUGUUACUGAAUUGUGUGAAUAACUAUACACAGUCCUAUCCAAUGAGAAAUUCGACAGAUAGUUUAUACUGUUGUGAUAGAGCUGAAGAUUAUGUUUGCCAAACAGCUUGUAAAAGGAUUCUGAUGUCAAUGAAAACAGAACAUGAAAUUGUGGAUGGGCUUAUUGAAAGCUGUAAAACAAUGCCUCUUCCACAGGAUCCACUUUGGCAAUGUUUCUUGGAGAGCUCUAGAUCUGUUCAUCCUGGAGUGACAUUGCAUCCACCACCUUCAACAGUUCUGGAUAGUGCUAAGUUGCACUGUUGUUCCAAAGCAAAUACUUCUUUGUGCAGGCCUACUGAACUCUUCAGGAGCUGCAAUGCCCAAUCAGAUCAAGGAGCUAUGAAUGAUAUGAAACUUUGGGAAAAAGGAAGUAUUAAGAUGCCUUUUAUAAAUAUCCCUGUCCUUGAUAUUAAAAAAUGCCAACCAGAAAUGUGGAAGGCAGUUGCUUGUUCACUGCAAAUUAAACCUUGUCAUAGUAAAUCUAGAGGAAGUAUUAUUUGCAAGUCAGAUUGUGUAGAAAUUCUCAAAAAAUGUGGAGACUUAAGCAAAUUUCCUGAAGGACAUAUGGCUGAAAGCAUCUGUGAACUUUUAUCUCCAGCUGAUGAUUUAGAGACUUGCAUACCUUUAGAUACCUACCUUCAUCCAAGUACAUUGGACAACAUUGUAGAAGAUGUUACACAUCCCUGUAACCCAAAUCCCUGUGCUGCAAAUCAAUUGUGUGAAGUAAACAGAAAGGGAUGUCAGCCUCUUGAACCUUGUCUUCCCUAUUUUUGUAUUCAGGGCUGCAAAUUGGGUGAGGCCUCUGAUUUUAUUGUUCGUCAAGGUACACUCAUCCAAGUACCAUCUUCUGUUGGAGAUGUUGGUUGCUAUAAAAUUUGCACAUGUGGGCAGAAUGGUUUGUUAGAAAACUGCAUGGAAAUGCAUUGUAUUGAUCUCCAAAAGUCAUGCAUUGUUGGAGGGCAAAGAAAAAGCCAUGGAACAUCUUUUAAUAUAGACUGCAAUGUUUGUUCAUGUUUUUCUGGGAAUUUGAUAUGCUCCACUCGUCAGUGUCUAAAUGAAUUAAGUUCAGAUGAUGAACGCCAUCUAUUUACAGGCUUGCCAUGUAACUGCGCUGAUCAGUUUGUCCCAGUAUGUGGGCAGAAUGGACGUACUUAUCCAAGUGCAUGUAUAGCACGUUGUGUUGGGCUACAUGAUAAUCAGUUUGAAUUUGGGUCCUGUAUUUCUAAGGAUCCUUGCAACUCUAAUCCCUGCCCCAAAAAUCAAAGAUGUUUACCAAAGCCACAGGUUUGUUUAACAAGUUUUGAGAACUUUGGAUGUAACCAAUAUGAAUGUGUCCCAAGACAAUUCAGUUGUGGUGACCAGUUGCGAGAUCCUGUUUGUGACACAGACAAUAUAGAAUAUAAUAAUAUCUGUGCUCUGCAUCAAAAAGGAAAAAUUAUAUCAUACAAAGGUCCAUGUCAGUCCUUUUGCAAAUCAGUAGAUUUUGUAUGUGGCCAUAAUGGGGAAACUUAUAGCAACAUCUGCGCUGCUUUUUCUGAUCGUGUGGCUGUUGAUUACAAUGGACUUUGUCAAGCUGUUGGAGUCCUUUCUGGCUACAGUUAUCAAGGAGAAUGUGUAUCUGUUACAUGUUCCCAUCUUUCAGCCACAGGAUACAAGGCAGUUAUCCCUCCAGGAGCUUGUUGUCCUUUGUAUGCAGGAAUAUUGAGGGUCUUAUAUGACAAAGAAAAAUUGGAUACUUUUGCCAGGAUAACCAACCAAAAGCCAAUCACAGUCCUUGAAAUACUUCAAAAGAUCCGUCUCCAUGUUUCUGUACCACAGUGUGAUGUGUUUGGAUAUUUCAGCAUAGAAUCUGAACUUAUAAUUCUUAUCAUUCCUGUUGAUCAGAAUCCUAAACCUCUUCAGAUUGAAGCAUGCAAUAAAGAAGCAGAAAAGAUAGAAUCACUGAUCAACUCUGACAGUCCUGCUUUAGCAUCCCAUGUACCUCUCUCAGCGCUUAUUGCAGCCCAGGUGGAAGUUUCAUUCAAGAUGUCUUCUUCCCGUAGUCAAGUUAUAUUAGCAGACUAUUUGGUCUUUUGGAACCUUGUGCUAAUUUUUUUAGCUAUCAAGUAUAAUACAUAGUAAAAAUAUAUGCAAGUAAACUUUAGUAUUUAUUUUGCGAAAGACAUUCAAAUCAAGUGAAGUAACAAUGUCAUAGUCUAUGGACCAACUUGUAGGCCCACAAGGUUUGCUUCACAGAAUUCCAACUCUGGCAUUUUAAUUACAAAAUUGGAUUAUUAUUUGGCAUUAACUUAAUUUUUAAUAUACUGUAAAAUAGCAAAUAAACAGUGCCGUACAAUAUAACCAAGUCCUGAAUACAACAAAAUUUUUCUGUAAUGAAGAUAGCAUAAAAUGUCACUGUGCUGCUUCUGUAUACACAGUAAUUUCUUUUAGCCUUGUUCAGUCAGGCUUGUAUGGAAAUAUCUACUGUAAGGUUUUUGAAUGUCCUGGCAAGGGAAGUUAAACUGGCUUCAAGCCUCUGUAAAUGGAAAAUAAUUUUUAGUCAGAUAGCUUGCUGUUAUUGUGGGUCUUGUAAUUUCAUAUGGGAGUGUUCAAUUAUUUUUUAAAAUUAUAAUUUUAAUGUUUUAACCAUGUUUGAUCAUUAGAUGCCUUAAUACAUAUAAUUUUAGUGGCAAAGCAAACUAUAAAUUAAAUCAAUAAAUUAUUAAAUACUAUUGGAUAUUUUAAACUCACAAUAUUAAUAGGACGCAUUAAAUGAGUGUAUAUUUACACUCAUUAACAGAUAUAACUCUAGCAUAUUUUUCAGUUUUCUGCUGUCAAAAGCCUUAAUUUGCACCUCAGCACCCAAAUGUCAGUAUAAGACAGGCACUUUUUUUGGGAAGCAUUACUUUUUUAUUAAGCACAUGCUCAGUUGCAUUUUUACCACCACCCCUCCUGCCUUAUAUAAUAAUUCUAAACCUAGCUUAUCCAAAGAACGUUAUUAAGCAGAAUUAGAACUGCGACAUAAAAAUUAAAAACAUAGAUGCCAAAUAAUAUAUGCUUUCCUCAUAUUAUGGAAGUAUGUUUUGCUCUGUGCUAUGCAAGGAUAACCAUACUGUAUAUGUCCAUGACAAUUUCUAUUUUUUACCCAUGCAUAUAGGUCAAAUGAUCUAUAUAUAAUAAAGAUUAGUCCAGGUCACAGUUUUGUGUAUGUGAACUCUUUGAAUAUACUGAAGCAAGGUUGGGUUAAAAUAAUUGUUUUCAUUUUCUUUGAAGAUGAAAUAGAUGUUUGCAUAUGUAUGUAUUUUGUGUAUAAUUUUCACAGUUGAAACAUAUUUUAUAAGGUUAGAAUUAUUUUUAUAUUACUUUGCAGAAGGGGUGCAAAAGGUACAGCUGGAUGUCACAUGCACCCCUCAGUGCAAUCGAAAUAGCACUGCCCUGGUUUAGAGGUAUAUUAUUCAGAAUAUCCAUUUUAAACAUUAGAUUUUGAUGAAAAAUAUUGCUGCUACUUCUGCUAAAUAAAUGUACCAAAAAUGAAUACAUUUUCAUGUAGAAUCCUAGAAUCAUAUUCCUGGAAGUAAAUUCAUAAUGAAGAAUAUAGCCAUGAGCCUUGUUCUGCAAAGAAUGUGAAGUAAAAUUAUUCGUGCAUAGAAGGAUUUGCUGAAUACUGUUGCCCCAUUAUCAGUCAUGUUUUAAAUUAGUUUUCUUUCUUUUGUUUAAAAUAUAUAAAAGCUGCAGAUUGAAUAAAAAAUAUUGUUUACACUGACUUUUUUUGAAAAUGAUAAGGAGCAUUAAAAUAUUUGUGAAUGUCACUCUAAAUAAUGCAGUAUUUGUAUAUUAUAUUAGAUACUUAGGUAAAGAUUUUAUACUAUUUACACUUCUAUUUUAUGCAAAGUGUGUAUUUUAAAUCAGACGACAAAAUCCAAGAGGAAAGUUUUUGUACAAAUCAUAAACAUAAGCUAUUCAGGUGCUAAAAAAGAUUUACUACAUAAUAAUCUAUUGGAUUAUACUUUUACACUUUUUGUGCACCUGAUCUUUUCUAAUAUUUUGUUAUCAGUAUUAUUAGAAGUUAUUUUGAAGUAUGUAUGGAUAGAAUCAUCUGUGCCAAAUUGUUAAAUAUUUUAAAAAAUGAAAACUUAGCAUUUCUGUUAGCAAUAAUUUGUGACAAUUAUCUUAUUUUGAUACUUAUAAAUAAGAAA
Molecule: messenger RNA, 4841 nt
Organism: Thamnophis elegans (Western terrestrial garter snake)
Lineage: Eukaryota; Metazoa; Chordata; Lepidosauria; Squamata; Natricidae
Gene: RECK
Product: reversion inducing cysteine rich protein with kazal motifs
Biological process (GO): extracellular matrix organization; blood vessel maturation; sprouting angiogenesis
Cellular component (GO): plasma membrane
Molecular function (GO): protein binding; metalloendopeptidase inhibitor activity
Source: RefSeq, a predicted model, not a curated record